CCUCGCCGGAAGUUGUGGUGUUUACAUUUUCCAAGAUGGCGGCGGGAAUGUAUUUGGAACACUAUUUGGACAGCAUAGAGAACCUGCCAUUUGAACUGCAGAGGAACUUCAAUUUGAUGAGGGACUUGGACCAACGUACGGAGGAUCUAAAGGGGCAGAUAGACUCCCUGGCAAAGGAUUACACAUCCAACGCCAGGACCCUCUCGUCUGAACAGAAGCUUACUAUUCUGAGGCAGAUCCAGCAGUCGUACAGCAAAAGCAAGGAGUUUGGGGAUGACAAAGUGCAACUGGCCAUGCAGACUUAUGAGAUGGUGGACAAGCACAUCCGGAGACUGGACACAGACCUGGCCCGCUUUGAGGCCGACCUGAAGGAGAAGCAGAUAGAGAGCACAGACUAUGAUUCCACCUCCAGUAAGGGAAAGAAAUGUGAGUCCAGGGGGCUGAAAGAGAAGAAGGUGGCUAAAACCCGGUCUAAAGUGAAGAGCUCAGAUGAAGAUGGCAGUCCGAAGAGUGCACAGAAGAAAGUCAAACUUCUCCAGCCGGGGGAGUUCACUGCUCCAGUUGCUAAUUUUGGGAAUGUGCAUCCCUCUGACGUUCUGGACAUGCCAGUGGACCCCAAUGAGCCCACCUACUGCCUGUGUCACCAGGUGUCCUAUGGAGAGAUGAUUGGCUGUGACAACACAGACUGUUCCAUCGAGUGGUUCCACUUUGCCUGCGUGGGCCUGACGACUAAACCAAGAGGGAAAUGGUAUUGUCCACGCUGCUCUCAAGACAGAAAGAGAAAGUAAGCCCCUAAGGUAGAGGGGCCAACCGAUUGUCGAGUCAGGAUACUACGUUAGUAAUGAAGAGAAAGUAACAUGACAGUUUCUGUCCCCAGGAUAGUAUUACAUUGUUUAUCGGUCUUCUAGCAUUGAACAAUUGGUGCUUUCUUUUUUUGUUUACUUGAUUGUUCUGUCUUGGUUUAAUGCAGUGUGAAGGAGAUAUGUGGUUAUAGAUGUAUUUAAAAAUGUUUCAAAGGUUAUGAGAGUUGAUAGGUACGAGAGUUGCUUUGUUUUUACAUUUUUAUGUUUCUAUUUUUUUGUAACGGAACAAUAAACACUAAAAUGUGACAGUUAGUGUCCAUAAUAUUGCAGUGUGUGUUUGACUACAUGUGAUUGACUGGAGUGAAGUGGAUUGACGUAUUGUAAUGGAUGCAGUGUUGGACCAUCGAGAACUGUUGUGCUUUCAAGUUUGUUACAUAAUUUUCAAUUAUAUUGUGUGCACUCUAAAACACGUAUUUUAGCCUGACAGAGUGAGUGGGGAAAUGUUAAUUUAAGACAUUAGCGCUUUUAUCUGUGUGGUAGUUAGUUGAUUGAACUACAUUUGACUUUUUACAUUUUGAAAAUGAUAGAUCUGGUUAAGAGCGAAUACAUUGCAUAAGGGAAAUAUCAAUGCUGUAGCUGACACCUAGGUACAUGUGAGGAAUUGUAUUUUCAGUUUGAAUACAGCUACUACCUCAAAUCA
Oncorhynchus masou masou (cherry salmon) is the source of this 1503-nucleotide messenger RNA. Its product is annotated as inhibitor of growth protein 4-like. Gene Ontology annotation, biological process: regulation of DNA-templated transcription; positive regulation of apoptotic process. Gene Ontology annotation, cellular component: nucleus. Bases 36 to 788 code for a protein of 250 amino acids. The transcript is spliced from 8 exons. The record is from RefSeq and is a predicted model, not a curated record. NCBI's taxonomy places the organism in Eukaryota, Metazoa, Chordata, Actinopteri, Salmoniformes, Salmonidae.